AUGGAUGUAUUUUGGGACGCCUUCUUUGCAAUAAAUACUUCUAAUUCGGGUAAGAAGUGAAUUUCUGAUUUAAAGUGCAAUCAUUUCAACUGCAUUAAAGACUAACUUUAAUUUCCUAGGAUGAUAAAAAUAGGACAAAUCUUUCCUUUGGAAAAUAAAUUGCGAAACAUGCAUUACGAUAUCCUCAAUGCGCCAUCGAAUAAAUUAAAAAGUUAUCCGCCAGUAUUAUUUUUGCGAAUAUUAUAAAUGAGUUGGCAAAAAGACAAAAGAUGAAGUGACAGGUAAUGGAGAAAAUGUUUGAUUCAGCAGUCGUUAGAAUUACUAAAAGCAACACUAUACGCCUAACUUUAUCGGCUAUUUUAAAUAAUUGAGGGUUAAUCCCUUGUAUUACACAAUUCAAUUUAAUCGCAAAAUGAAGUAUGCGCUUUCGAGCCGACGACCAUUUUCUUUCUAGCACAUUUGAUGGAGGCAAUAUGUUUAUAUUUUUCAGACUACAUUCAUCAUCUAAUUUUGAAAUUUAGUUUAGGCGGCUAGAGACUGCUAAUGCACAUGUAUGGAUGCUUACCUACUUUAGUUCGAUAUUGUCUAACGGACACACAACAAGUUUGUGUCACUCGAAAUAUCUGACUUCUCGCCGUUUAAGUUCAACCUGCGUGUCGCGAAAGCAAUAAGACCUACAUCGAUCCAUUCUUCUAAUAAAUAGAAUUGUUUGAGUCAUGUUCAGAUUAGAGAAAUAAUCCUGCAGAUCCGUGCAUGAGAAUAUUGUUUUCAAUCACUGUAAGCUAGCAUUUGACAAACUCAUUCACGGGAAAGUGGAGGCCUUUUGGGUAUUGAAUUCAUAAGAGUUUUUCCGUUUCAAGGUCGUGCCUUUUAUUUUCAGAGGUAAUAACGAGAUCCGAACUCGAAAGAUACCGAGCAAAGUAUAGCCUCGAUAGAACAUUCGUAGAAGUAAGUUUAUCAACUUUGCUGCUCUUUUUAUCAUGGGCAGGUUCUUGAAAUCUGUAAACCUGUCUGGGGAUUUCAACAGUACACGAAAUUGAAAUUUAUACGAGACAAAAUUUACGCUUUGUAUACAUCUAAAUACUUAGUAUUAUAAGGAUCUCAGCACACUUCACAUAAGGCAACUAUAAAUGUGCUUGCAUCUAUGCGCAUGUUCCGUUUGUGUUCUCUUUAUGGUUUACGAUAUUUUCCCCUCUGAAUACUGUUUUUAAUGUUCAGACUCCCGGGGGGCAACUUGCAUAACUUCGCACAGAAAAGUUAAGUUUUAAAUUAAAAAUAUCCUACUACAGUCUACACUCAUACUCUGCCUAGUAAGUAAGAUCUGCUAUGUGCAGAAUUAUAAUAACGAAAGCAGUCUAAUUGUCGGAACUCGGAAAUGUAACCACAGACAAAAAUAAUGCAGUGACAAUACUUUCAAUAAAUAAUAAAUAUGUAAACAAAGGAUCGCUGUAGUUCUUUAAAAGAGUAACCCCGAUGCGUCUGCGGUCGGCACUUACUAAGUCCCUAGUCGAAAUUUUUACGCUUGCAUAGAGGUCUAGUGAACUGUCGGUUCUUUCUGCUCCAUUAAACCCUAGGCAUGCCGACCUCAUAGCAGCAACUGCAUAUUUUUAAGAGAAAAUUCUUUGGUCUUAACAUUACUUUAACUCAAACGAACGCAGUUACGUAAGGGCGCUAUACCGGCGCGUUAAGAUGUACUGAAGUGAAAAGGAAGACAAGGUUACUGAAUUACAAUAUCUUCGACGGGUACUGAGAGCCAAUAGUUACCCGUGCAACUUUGUCAACCAGUGCAUACGAAAAGGACACCAGAGACCAAAUCCAACCUGCCCCAAAUUUUUGCGGGCUCUUCCGUACGUGAAGAACGUCUCGGAAGCCGUCAGUCGUCUUCUCACUCCACUUGUAGUUGGGGUUGCACACAGGCCGGAAGCAACUAUCAGGCGCCAAGUCGUGAGAUCGAAAGACCCACUACCCCGGCAGCAAACGUCUAGGGUCGUUUACCGGAGCUGGUGCAGUUGCGAGCAAAGCAACUACGUCGGAGGAACUGAGAGAUUACACCGUACGCGAAUUGCCGAGCACGCAGCAGCGGUGAGGCGGGGAGACGCUAGCUCUCACGUGACGGCUCAUUCGACGGGACCCGGCCAUAUUUAUAAGUUACAAGAGACCGAAAGCCUCGCAAGGGGUGACAACCGCGUGAGCCGCGAGCCGCUCGAGUCAUGGUUUUCAGGCUCGCAAUCCGUCAACAAGCGCAAUGACCUCCCCUUAUUGUAUUGCGCGCUGAGAUAUUCCCUGAACAGGCGAAUCGGUCACGUGUGGAGGGCGCAGGCGGGCAAUUAUCCUAGUGACAGUGACCCAAUUUGCCGAGCAAUCGUCACACCAGCAUCCAACACGGAUGACUAAAUCACGGCAAUUAACGACUCGGGCGCGGACUCACAAGCCACCAUCCCAUCAAUUACGAUCCCAGCGGUGAUUGCGAGAGCUAUUAAUUACAGCGCGCAUAUGGUCCCACGGCAGCCACUUGCUAUAAAUACUGCACUCCUUGUGCCACCACUACCCUUAUCUGUGACCGUCUCUGAUGAUGGGUUCGGAUGAGAAUCCGAAACGUUAGACCAAAACAUUGCUUGCUCCAGUGAUCGCAUCUUCGUUUUCUUAACUGCCACCUGGAACUCGCCUGUUCGCUUCUAUCAGCAAUAAUUUAACUUACUUAUUUGAUGCAAGGCUAGACUCUUGGGCUUUUGGAAUGCUGCCGAUAUAAACGUAUGUUUCUUUACUUUUCUGGGGCGGAGAAGCACUCAUCGAGAAGAAAUAUCUUUUUUCGUCUUUCGUUUGAUUGUACAACGUUAUCUCAAGUAAACAGGCACUAUAAUUAUUAAAACCGCAUUUUAAGUUGGUGACUUGCAGGGUUCGACUUCUACAGGUUAUAUUUUUUUAUGUCCAGGGCGUUUUUCACGGUCAGCUAUUUCAGAUAUUCAAGGGACGUUUGCUCACAGGGGUGAUAUUUUGUCAAAAUGUAGUCUGAACCUGACUCAGGUUGAAUAACAGCCCCUCGUUUAAUUGAAUUAUUAAAGUUUGUGGCAGCCAUCAAGCAAAUAAAACGGGGAAAAUCACCGUUAGAACGAAAUUUUCUCAUUUUUUUCAAAAGCACUCCCAUGUACCUUGAUCAUAUUUCAUACUUGUGAUGUAGUUAAAAACUAUACCUAGAAACCAGUUGGUUAAAGCAAGAGUUAAUUUAAUCGCACAAUCCAUGAAAGAGUAGGCAAUGAGUUCAGGGACUAAUUAAAGUACUCUUAAAGAGCUUUGGCAGGAAAAUGCUAUCAAGCAAAAUCAAAACAAUGAUUUUCUGGAGCGCGGUAUCAGCCUAAUUAGUGAGGGGACGAUAAUUUUGACGGAGGUUCCUUGCGAACAGCUACAUAAAUUGAAUUUUAACUGAUUAUUGACGGCAUUGUAAAUGCGGGAUUAUUCCCCGAAACGAAUAAAAAGCGCCUGUGUUUCGUACGAAAUUGCAGUUUUUCUCACUCGGUUUUGAAAACAACUGACCUGCGGGUUUUGUGGAGUUUGACAAUUGCUGUCUAUUUUCUAGACAUUUUAUAUUUUCGCUAAUAGUUUUGCUUGUAAAAUAAGCUUAAAGAGCGAUUAUAUUUCAAUAUAUACAUGUUUAUGAACAUAUUGGAAUGCAAGUCGUUAAGACAUAACAUUUUUAUCUCUGCUUUGUCAGAAAUGGCUAAGUGUGUUUGACGAGAAGAAAUGUGGAGAAAUCACCCUUGAACACUUUUGUGAGGUCCUUGGCCUUAAACCCGUGGACGCGUGAGUUUGUUUUGAAAGUGGGAAUUAGAAAUUAUUUUUGUACUCAUGAAGUUUGCAUUUAAACUGACGCUAUUGCUUUCCAAAUCAGAUGAAAUGCAGUGUAUACGUAAGUAGCUAAAAACACAUAUUUAAUUCUGUAUCAAGUAAAUCAGCAAUUUUGGAUAUUCGGAAUGACUUUUGGCCAAUAACAAGUGAAUUCGUAUAACCACAAUUUACACAAACCUGAACCAUUUACUAAGCGUGAAUGAGACAAACAGCCUUUGAUAAGCUAAUUUGAAAGAAUAAUCUUUUAGCUCAUGAGUGCAGCAGAAUCUGGUUAUUAAGGCCGUAGGUUAACUUGGUCAGUUACCCAUGAACCAGGCGCGAAGAACAAAAAUGGAUCGUAUGCAAGCAUGCGAAUUUAGAAUUCCUACUACGGAACACAAUCCCCUUACAGUAUUUGGCUUAGCUCAUGAGAUGUUAACCGAAAUUCCGAAAUGCAUUCUAUAGUAAAAGGAAUUACUUAGGCGGAACUGCAGUACAGAUUGCCAUGCUACAUAAUUCCAAGGUGUAUCCGUCACGACAAGAUGCCGGCCUUUAAAUGAGUAUCUUUUCGUCCUUUACAAAAGCACGCAUUUUUUCUAUUGAUUUUUGGUGACCAUAUAAAUCCAAAUACCUCUUGGGUAAAAUAGGCAGGGAAAUGUUUUCGCACCUGUUUGGCAGGAAAUGUAUCUUCUUCAAAUUUGAUAUUUGAAGGGCAUUAUUCCGUAUAGAAUAUGUGUGUAAUUAUGAGGUUUUAAAGACUAUGAAAUCUCCAUUAAUAUGACAUUGUAUCUGGGGGACCCACUGAUGAGCCGAACCCCUCGCAGCCGCGUCAGGCAGCGGCACAAGAUCGGCGAAACACGCGUGUCUGGGCUUUUAGCUAAUACCUGUGUUGUUAGUACGGUAAAUUAUUGGGCAAUGCUAUACUACUGGCUGCCUGUUGGCGGUUUGUGAAUAUUAAGCGGUUAUUCCGCAGUAGCUGAUGGAUUUCAGCUCAAAUAUUCAUAUCAAAUUUCGGACCGUGCCUGAAAAGGCCUGUUUCGAAAGAGUUACUCCAAGUUCGCGCAUUAAUUUCCUCGGAAAUUAAGCAAGGCAAGUAUCUGUCUCCUUUUAAAGUAUAUAACGUGGUUCAACAUUCCUUGUAAACUUUUAUGAGCCCUAUGUGACAUUUUCUUAACAGUGCAGGAAAAUGCACGAUUUCUCUUGCACGGACAGCAUGAAGCAUGUAGUUUAGAAGUCCUAAAUUCAAGCGCAACUGCAGGUCGGGAUUAAAAUCAUCUGGGCAUUGAAAACGUUACAAAUCUGAAUGAUGCUCUUUUUCCAAGUAUAAAAUUUGAAAGUGUGCUUUGUUAUCUAAAGCGGGAGACAACAAUAUUUUCAAGCGUAUUUCCUGUAAGUCUAUUUAAAUUUAAAGUGGCAUAUUGCAUCAAUGAAACAAUUCCCAUUAAAUACAGUCAUUUUUCUACAGAGUAUUGAUAUUGUAGGCUACUGGAAAGAAGUUCAUUAAAAAACCGCCAUUCUGUCAUGGUAACUUACUGUACAACAGUUAUUGUCACAACCAUGCCUUAGUGUUUCUUUCGAAUCGAAAGCAUAUGUCAGAAUUACGGCUAACAUUUCAGGAGACAGAACGGCUAUUGUAUAACAACCAACACAGAGUGCAUGGCCUACAAGCUUACAUAGAUUACCAUUAGCAUGUAAUAGAUAUAUUCAGAUAUGUCAAUUGGUUGCAGUAUAUAGAAAAAAAACGCGUCAGCGAAUAAAUUAUAAGUUUCGCCAAGAGAGUCCUUAGUGAAUCUCGCAGAUUUGUGUAAUAAAAAAUUCGCAUGACAAAAGCACAAUUUGUUGACGCGACCUAUCGCGUAUUAGGCUAUCGAACGCAGAUAUAUUCAGACAGCUCAGUAAACGACAUUUUUCAUAUCUUCUCAGCCGUCAUGUCCGUACCUUCCUGCGAAAUGUAAAUACCUUCUUAAUUCUCCUAUAAAAUUUGGAUAACUGGGCGAAAACUUGCAGGUCUAGACUGAAAUCAUUGAACAUCAAUAAAUUUGCGCGCCCUUAGAUAUAAGUAGUUAAGAUUAUUUAGCCAAAAGAAGGCCAUUUAUCCCUUAUCUAUACGCACGAUAUGGCUAUAGGUUUGAGGUCAGAAAAUGCGGAAACCAACUCAAACGUCUGUUGGCCGUGCAUUCAAUCAAAAUGUCCUCAUAAAGCGUUUUUCUAAGGACCCAGUUCCGCUUGAAUUCGACCCCCAACUUGGAUUCGAAUACCAAAGUAUUUCGGCUAUUGUCGCAGAGUUUAAAUAAUGGAACACUUGGCGCUAUUUUGUACUUUCAACCUAUGACAAGUUUACUAGCAGCAGCUACUGCUUUGGACUUCCUUCAAAAUUGUUCUAUUCUUAAAUGAAGAAGGAAAGAUUCCUUGUCUGCAAAAAAAGUAAAAUAUUCUUCCUCAUAGACCAAAUGGGGUGGAUCAGGAUAUUAUCCAUCCCACACCCUCAUACCUCGAGAUCUUCCGUUUUUCCAUUCAUUUGUGGUUUCCUGGAAACAUUUUUACUAUCGAUCAAUCAGACGUCUAAAAGACAGCAAGCAUUUGCUACAGCUUACAUGUUGGAACUCACGUUACUCAGUGUAUAUUCCUUAUUAUAAACAAUUUGCCGCACUUUCAAUGUAUUUCGAUGAGCUAAAAACUAUGACCUGGUAGACUGUCAACUGACAAGAUAACCCGCCUCCCCUCUCACGACAAAAUUAGGCUGCAAUGGCCACUUCUCCCUGCGACCUCAACGACACUCCUAUUCAGUUAGGAUCCUAGCCACCCCUUUCUUCUGUGUGUGUUAACAUCCCGUUCAUCAUGAGCGAUCUAAGCCUGUACGUAGACGCAUUUUUAAGCUUUGUAGGCCACUGAGCCUGAUCCGCCAUCCGGUCAUUUCGACUAAGGCAGGUGAGAGAAGAGAGAGUACAGCAUAUCCUGCGCAGAUCUGUUACCAAUAUAAAUUAAUGUACACACAAGUCACUGUCCCUGCACCCACCCUAAUGUGGCACGUAUGGUAGAAGUCAUUGCUUGCGAUGGUCGAGCUGUAGGUUCACACUGAAAUAUUCUUAACUGAUUAUGUCAACAAUGACCUGUAAUUAACUGAUUUGAAGCCCGCGCCUAAUCAGCAGUGAUCGUAAAAAGUCGACUUCUCGUUACAUCCUUUUCCCACAUCCUCCUUUGUCUACCUAAAAUUCUAUUCAUUAUUCGGAGUUUAGAGCCCUAAAUGCAGUUACCUACGUAAGUACUACAUAGUACAGUAACUGUGCUGUCUCAGCUGUAAACCGUCAAUACUACAUGUCCCUUUUUAUAUGCAUUUUAUGUAUGUAUGAUGCAUUUAACCUGAGCUUACCUUUAGUUAGGCAAUAGAAAGGAAAAUUUUGGCGGCUCCAUGCGUUUUGUACUUAGUUAAUCUCCAAAUUUACGCGUUCGAUAAUAGAUACAGUGGCAAGCUCCUGCAGCAUAAGUUUUUGAAAAUGCACUAGACUAUUUACUUUUAUGUAUUUUGACUAUUCGCCUUAUUAUAAACAACAGAAAUAUCCUGUAAUGGGGACUGGCCAUUUCCCGAUAUGAUUAUUUAAAGUUGCGCUCAAACGCAGGCUGAAAAACUGUUUUAUUACUGAUUCUUAAUUCCUCUCUUUAUGUUUAUAUCGAGCUAUGAUUAUAAAGGUUGGGUCCAGGCUUUGAAUUUAUUAACUUUGUCAACAGACGCCUACAUUUCUCCGCGAUUAUUCAACAGGACACGAAGAAUGUGGAGGUGAUAAUGGGGGACGUGUCAAAUGAAAUGAGAAUGCUAAUGCUGCGGAUACUUUGCAGUACUUUCAGGACGUACCAACAUGACCGAAAGGUAAGCACUACGGGCUGUUUCACUAACAGUUCGUAAUAUAGUGUGCCAGAUAUAUUGUUAGUUAAGGAACAAGAUGCUCAUCGGUCUAAUUCUGUAGGUGUAUAAUAACUUCAAGGCAGCAUGGCCUAUAUAUUUGACACAACAAUUAGAGACAGGACGGUAAGACAGAAAAAGUAAUCAGUAGACUUGUAGCAUAUGUGAUUUAAUUUCUCAUUUGUUUUCGUCCUCGGGAUUACGAUGCAAAGUAGAUCCUAGUUAGUCCGGUCAGCCGCUGCUUUGGGUCAAAUUUAAUUAUGCGCAGCCCGAAUUUAGUGCCCUCAUUAAGGUCACCAAUCGGCUUAAAUGAAACAAAGCUGAGGGGAGAGACGGUGGCUACGAGUGUUUUUAAGGGGCUCAAAUGGGCAAUGGUCACUCUAAUCUUGCAGCUGCGUGGUCGCGAACGCACAAAACAACUCAUAUAUUACAGAUGCCAAGACCAUUGAGGUAGGUGUGAGUUAGGCAGCAGCAGCAACAGUUUCUUCGGUGCUGACUAACAGACUUACCUUCGCUGAUGAGUUCUAGACGAGCGCCGGUAAACCUCUUCGAACUUUAGAAAAUUUGAAAAACAAGCCAUGUAGGUCAUAAUGUUUUUUUUUCCAUGUGGCUUAUAAACUUGAAUCCAUUGUACACUUGAACAGUUCAUUAUCAAGUAGGUUUUAGGCGAUUUUGUCUAAGCCCGACAAUAGGGCGUUAACCCACCCGCACACCGUAGGUGUGGUGGUGAUCAGCUGCCUGGGUUUAGGCCACGAUUUGGCUUCUGUGUAAAACUAUUGGAUAGGGAGUGCCUUCAGUUACUAGGCCCAAACCCUGUGGUUUAAGAUGGGAUGAAUUCUGUCUGAAGUAAACGAUACAGGGUCGAAAAUACAAGGCCGCGUGCCAAUCUGGUCGUGAGUACGCAAAUUGGGGCUUACCGCCAGUCGCUGACAGAAGCGAUUCACCCUGUUCAGGAUUGAGGAAAGUCAAUUUCAUAGAUGUUUUGGCUGAUUUUGAGUGAUUCAUAUUGACCCAGCUGAGAAAAACUCGGCGCCUCUGUGGGAGUCGAACUCACGACAGUAAGGGGGGGGGGCUUUAGUACAGCCAACACUCUAACCACCUGAGCUAAAACCACCUGAAUUAAAGCCUUCCCCUUACUGUCGUGGUUUGGAUUCCCAACGAGUUGCCGAGAUUUUCGCAGUUGGGUCAGUAUGAAUUAUUCAAAAUCUGCCAAAACAUCUAUUAAUUACGUGAGCCUGGUAGUCAUCCGGUGGAUUCUAGGUGAAUCACUUAGGAUAUCCUUCUUGGGAAGUCAACUUACUGUAUCGGAUUUGGUGGAUUCCAGACGUUGCAGUAGGUUAGGCGAGUAGACUUGACCCACACGGGAUUAAACUCGCGUCUUCCGGUGAGACCUCGUAGUCCAGGUGGUUAAAACGUUGGCUGUAUUCAAGCCUUCCUCUUACUGUCGUGGGUUCGAAUCCCACAGAGACGCCGAGGUUUUCACAGUUGGAUCAAUAUGAAGGUCUAUUUGUUACUUCACAGUGGCCACGUCCGCUCGAAUGAUUGGGUACGCAGAAUAGCGGAUGAAAUAUAGGAGGGAAUAAGGCGGGUUGUGCAUAGAACGAAAAGCUUGGUGAGACCUCGACCGACAUGUCGGAAAGUUUCAUGUUCGGAUGGCCAUCUAGCAGUGGAACGUACUUCAAGUACCAUGCGACAGCGCAGCCGUCGAUAACGACGAUGCCCACUGUGUACUACAAAACAGCGUAGGGCAACGACGGUGCCUUGCGCGUGAAUAAAGUUGUAGUGAGGCGAACUUGCGCAGCAUCUGCUAUUCUCUCUGUUUACUCACCCAUCUGCUCACUGUGACAAGACAGUUGCAAGACGGCUGAUGUGGGCUCGGGCACGAUGGCCAACCUGACUAUAAGGCCGGUUACGCGUGCCGUACGCGACCUGGCAUCGGCGGAAUGUACCAGGCUUUUAGAUGGACUGCUCGAAUCUCACAUGCGUCAGUCUAGGAAAGAGCUACAGAGACCGAAUCUCAAUCCUACGAAGAAUCGGAUUACUCCGUCAGUUGGCAACUUCCCGAGUCACGACUUUUAGUUUCUUGCGAUAGACGCAAGCAUUCCGGAUUUUUAUGGUAAUAAAUGCGCGAUUUGAGGUGAGGGUGGGCGCUCUGUGUCGGCUUCGGUUUCUUUCCUCGCAACCCCCAUACACCAACCGACAGUCCAAUCCUGUCAACCAUCCAACACCUGGAUCGGACGCAGUGGUUGGUUUGGCCUGACGCCAUACCCAGACGUGGCACAGACCACAUAUGCGGCAGUGGUUAUGGGCUCGCCUGGAUUCUGAACAAGCAGAUUAGUAAGGCUGUGAUCCAGUACAUUUGCAGCUUAGUCUGCUGCUGGUCAGCAGCCCAUGUGGCAGGGAUGCAGGAUGCGGCCCAACUUAGGGAAUAAAAACCACGUUAUCGUGUAAUACGGACUUUGUGGGUGGGGCUAGAUGGCGGAAAGGUGAACGCGAUAGUAAGUAAACAUUCGAAUAACAUCUUGAGGUGGCAUACUGCGUUCUCGCGUUAAAUUUCUCUAGAGCUACUCGCAGAAGAGCACAUGGAUCAGAGCCACGAUCCUCGAGGAAUAAUGAGGGUAUCGCGAUAUUUGGCAGUGCAAGCAAAUGUUGAACAUUUUUCGCAGUUCUUCCAGUUUUUUUUACAAAAGAAUUAGAUUACAUUCCAUCUGGUUUCGAGAACGCGUUGACGUCAGUCAUAAAAAGAUGAGGACGCAAUAUGCCACAAUGACCUAGUUUUGGGUCCCUGAGCGGGGUCGCAUCCUGCGCCCUUACAGCACAGAUGCACCAUAAAAUACACAGAAAACCUACGAUAUCCGAACAGCUGCUGUAGACACUUAUUUUAUACCUCUAGAACGACGGGUGUAUCCGUUAGAUGGUAGGCCGAAUUGAGUUGCAGACGGUCGACUGAUAAUAUGAAAGUCUUGUGGCCACUAAUUCCAGAUAGUGGGAUAGGCGAAGAAUGAACAAUUUAACUGGUUUAGAAUAUGAAUCCUCCUACGUUGGAUAAAAAAGCGCCUUCUCAAGGACGGCCUUAUCGACAUGUCCCCAAGAGUUCCAUUGAAGUGCCUAAAAAUCGGAACGAUUCAGAUGAGACCCGCACUGCGCAUUAAGAAUAUAUAAUUAGCUAGUUAUUUCUAAUAUGGUUGUUCUUUAGCUGCAACUUUUGGGAGCUGACGAACAAGACCUUUAUUCAUUCCCUCUAAGAACCUAAGAAACUCUAGCAGUUCGAACAGAAUUAAGCAUAAGAAUGGUUAAAAGUGUCCACAAGACCAUUUUGUAUAUCUUAUUGCGCUAUUCAAACGCAUUACCCCUGGCUUCAGUCUGGUUAUUGACAGCACUGAUGCUUUUCAAUUGACCUUCAACAGUCCAUGUGGACAUUAUAGAGCUUGCAGCCGUAUAUUUUACAAAAAAGCUCACUUCCCACUGAGCUGUUUCGUGCAAUAAAAAUGGGUGUGGUGGUGGAGAUUUCAGAUGUGCCUGGGUAGGCACCGGUUGUAAAACAGCCCUGAAGUUGCGAACUGUCACUUGAAACCCACAGCGGGAAGUGGUACUGUGAAAAAACAGCUUCAGCAAAAAACAAUUCUUUGUGACGUGGACACGGCGGUUUAUUCAGAUUAUCAUCUUCGUCAAUAAUUAUGUCAACGCAUGCACUGACUUCAAAACACAGCCCCGCACAUACGACCACCCUCGCCGCUGAUUCACCCAACCGCUCAACUUCUGUGUUUGGCGAACUGCCAAGACAGAAACUACAGGUUCUGAUGUGCGGCAGAUGUUUUCACAUAGGCCUCACGACCUCGGUUCGCAUAAUCAGAAGCUAAAAAUCUAUGAAUAUGUGUAUAGUGUUUUGGCCUAUUUGCAAAUCACCCGAGUCAUCCCGAACCGGGCGAAAGGUCGCGACUGAUCUACCUUGACGCUAGCAGACGCUUCUGAAAACUUAGAUGUUAAGGCUUGAAUUUUCAUCUUAGUAUUCCUACACCGUAUAUGUUGCUGGGACAUUAAGCUAGUCUUUCUAUCAACCAGCCUCGUAGCCCGGUUAAGCAUGAGAGUAUUGUCGCUGUUUUUCACCGCAGUUCAGGUUGAUUUUCCACAGCGAAAUUAGUCAUGCUAAUAAGCUUUGGCUGUCUAAUUAGUUUAUCGAAUGUAUUACCCUUAAGAUUCGAUGGAGCAGCAGGCGAAACAGAAUACGACUGAUACGGAAAUUGUUUCACAGUUCGAGGGACAUUUUAGGAGAAUGCUUCACGUAAAUACCCGUUCUUACGGCGAGUUGCCAAUGAUGGCAAUGGAUCCCCUAAAGACCUAAUCAUGACAGAAACAGAGGCGUUUGGCCACACAUAAUCCGAUUACUCACUUAGGAAGUAUUGCUUGAAUGGGCAAGGAAGCGUCAUUGCUCUUGAUGGACGCCAUGAAUGUAGAUUAUUAAAUCUCGUCUGGAAGUAUUCCGCGGAUUUCCAGUAGCUUUACAUAACCAAUUAUACUACUAAAACUUAUUAUUAACAUCUUUCUUGCGAUUUACACACUCGGCAGUCAUGUUUUCAAAGGGAUGUUUGAAGAUAAUUUUUCAUCGUUAAGUACAGUUUUGAGUUAAACGAGAAUUUUGAAAGCCAUCCCGCGUGCUUAUGAAACACUGUGAGGUAUACCUUUAACCUUACCCCGCAAUGCCUGCCUCCUAUUGAUAAUGAAUCCUUAUUGAAGAAAGAUGACCCUUCUAUCUGUUUGCCAGCUGUUCAUCUUCCUAUUCCCAUAAACCCAAGCGUCGUUGAGCACAAGUACUGAAGAAAGCAUUUAUGGCCUCUCUUGGAUGUCUAAAAAUAAUUCAGACAUUUGACUGAUCGCAACUACAAUCGACACCAACCAUGCAAAUCACACAGAUCAAGGGGCAAAGGAAAUUCAAUGUUAUUAAUUUAUGUCACCACCUUGCCGAUUCUAAGUGCCAAGAAACCUUAUGGGUGGCACUUUCAAUGAAGGCCGCUUGAUAAUCUUUUAUCUUAAAGUCGAUAGUUUGCAGUUAGUGCUUUUUUCCUGUUAACCCAAGAAAAAGUAGCUUAGUCUUUUGUCUUCAGAUUUUGUGUUUUUUUCUACAGGAGUUCAUUCAGCAGCUCAAAGCUCGUCUGGACCACCGUUUUGGACCCAUUUGGCAAUGUCUUCUAUCUUACGGUGCCUUCAUUGCCUGUGCCGUUCACGUCUCUGGAACUUAUCUUUGUGUAAAAAUGAACGGUGUCAUCUUCCUCAUGUACAAGUCGUCAGACACAGAGCUCUGCGACCAGUCGACGUAG
Spirometra erinaceieuropaei is the source of this 13035-nucleotide messenger RNA. The record is from the annotation of a GenBank genome assembly. NCBI's taxonomy places the organism in Eukaryota, Metazoa, Platyhelminthes, Cestoda, Diphyllobothriidea, Diphyllobothriidae.